Molecule: messenger RNA, 2490 nt
Organism: Suricata suricatta (meerkat)
Lineage: Eukaryota; Metazoa; Chordata; Mammalia; Carnivora; Herpestidae
Gene: FOXO6
Product: forkhead box O6
Exons: 3
Coding region: 317-1552 (411 amino acids)
Biological process (GO): regulation of transcription by RNA polymerase II
Cellular component (GO): nucleus
Molecular function (GO): RNA polymerase II cis-regulatory region sequence-specific DNA binding; DNA-binding transcription factor activity, RNA polymerase II-specific
Source: RefSeq, a predicted model, not a curated record
GAGCGGCGGCAGCGACGGUGGCGGUGGUGGCUGCAGGCGCAAGCAGGCGGCAGGUGCUAGAAGCGGGGCUGGGCGAGGUGUGUGCCCGCUGGGCUCCGGGGCCGCCGCUCCCUCGCUGCCCGCGUCUUUCCCUCCCUUCGGGAUUCCCCCCGUGGUCAGCCCCCUGUCUCCGCACCCCGGCCCAUGGAGCCCCGCGGUUGAGCCGGCGCCGCCAGGGACCCCUCCCGCGGGCCUCCCCGGGGCGCGCAGAUCCCGGAGCCGCCCGCCCACCCUCCGUGGAGUCUCCCUCCCUUCCUCGCCCGAGCCGGGCGGGACCAUGGCUGCUAAGCUGCGAGCGCAUCAGGUGGACGUGGAUCCGGACUUCGCGCCGCAGAGCCGGCCGCGCUCGUGUACCUGGCCCCUGCCGCAGCCCGACUUGGCCGGCGACGAGGACGGAGCGCUGGGUUCAGGGGUGGCUGAGGGCGCCGAGGACUGCGGGCCGGAGCGCCGGGCUACGGCCCCGGCAAUGGCCCCAGCGCCGCCGCUGGGCGCGGAGGUCGGACCGCUGCGGAAAGCGAAGAGCUCCCGGCGGAACGCGUGGGGGAACCUGUCCUACGCCGACCUCAUCACCAAAGCCAUCGAGAGCGCCCCGGACAAGCGACUCACGCUCUCGCAAAUCUACGACUGGAUGGUCCGUUACGUGCCCUACUUCAAGGAUAAAGGCGACAGCAACAGCUCGGCCGGCUGGAAGAACUCCAUCCGGCACAACCUGUCGCUGCACACCCGUUUCAUCCGCGUGCAGAACGAGGGCACCGGCAAGAGCUCCUGGUGGAUGCUGAACCCUGAGGGCGGAAAGACAGGCAAGACCCCGCGGCGGAGGGCCGUGUCCAUGGACAACGGGGCCAAGUUCCUGCGUAUUAAGGGCAAGGCGAGCAAGAAGAAGCAGCUGCAGGCACCUGAGCGAAGCCCGGAUGACAGUCCCCCAGGCGCACCAGCCCCGGGGCCCCUGCCUGCCGCUGCCAAGUGGGCCACCAGCCCGGCCUCCCACGCCAGCGAUGACUACGAGGCAUGGGCUGACUUCCGCGGCGGCGGGAGACCCCUGCUCGGGGAGGCGGCCGAAUUGGAGGACGACGAGGCCCUGGAGGCCCUGGCGCCUUCGUCCCCGCUCAUGUACCCGAGCCCGGCAAGCGCGCUGUCCCCCGCGCUGGGUGCGCGCUGCCCCGGGGAGCUGCCCCGCCUGGCCGAGCUGGGGGGCCCAUUGGGCCUGCACGGGGGCGGCGCGGGGCUGCCUGAGGCCCUGCUGGACGCGCCGGGUGGCCUCCUGCUGGACGCGCUGCCAGGGCCGUAUGCGGCCGCUGCCGCCGGGCCGCUGGGGGCCGCGCCCGACCGCUUCCCGGCCGACCUGGACCUCGACAUGUUCAGCGGGAGCCUCGAGUGCGACGUCGAGUCCAUCAUCCUCAACGACUUCAUGGACAGCGACGAAAUGGACUUCAACUUCGACUCGGCUCUGCCUCCGCCGCCGCCCGGCCUGGCCGGGGCCCCGCCCCCCAAUCAAAGCUGGGUGCCGGGCUGAGGGCCGCCUCCCUCGCCCCGGGUGCCCCGCCCUGCCCCCAAGGGGCUGCUGUCUUCCCACCCUGACUCCCUGGGCCCCAUCCCCAAUUCCAGCUCCACAGGGGGGAUCCAGGAGGCAGCCCUAGGCCAGCUAGGAAAGUCCCUCAAAAGUUGCCCCCUGAGGGAAGCGGUAGGGAGGGGCUGGGGCACCUGCCAUUCCUGCCCAAACUCCUGGGACCCGCUGCUGCUCCUCCGCAGUCCUGGGGCUGGAAGCCUGGGCGGAGCGGAAUUUCGGGCUGGGUGGGAGUGGGAAUGAGCCAGGUGGGCGGCUCUGGUCGGCGAUGCCAACCGGGAGAUGUGGCACGGGGCCAGGGGCGGCUCCGAAUCUUCGUUUCAUUUGUGGGGGCCCUCGCCGCGACAGCCCACCCCAAACUCCGAUCUCAUUCCCAAUGGACACCUUCCCGCUGGUCUUAGCUCCACUCACCCAAGCCAGGAACCCUCUCCGGAAAACACUCACACCUACCUAUUGGUUGUUCACCCGAGCUGUUUUCCUUCAGCCCUCAACUACCCUUAGAGCCCCAUACCCAUGGUUCAGCCCCUCCCUCCUAUCUCUGCAGGCCCUAACUUCUCCUCUCCUCUCAGGUUGGAGUCAACCCCGCCUCUUCCCUCCUCCCCCGUUCCCCCCAAUACUGGUCUCAGCCUCUGCAGCAGGCCUCAGCUCCGGAUCCACCCCAAAACCGACACCCCCCCAAAUCCUUUCUCCGUUCCAGUUCUGCCUCCUCUCCCGUAUUUAUAAGUGUCGGGUCGGGGCGGGCUGUGGGCGCGGCGUCCCUGGCGCAUAUCGUAGGCAGUGUACCGUGGCCGUGCCGUCAGCGUGUGCGUGUGCGUGUGUGCCGUGUCGAGGCCGUGUAGAGUGCAUUGUACAGCAUAUUUUCAUGAAUAAAAUUGUUUUAAAUAUUU